Molecule: messenger RNA, 1699 nt
Organism: Pistacia vera
Lineage: Eukaryota; Viridiplantae; Streptophyta; Magnoliopsida; Sapindales; Anacardiaceae
Product: protein DETOXIFICATION 35-like
Exons: 7
Coding region: 100-1560 (486 amino acids)
Biological process (GO): xenobiotic detoxification by transmembrane export across the plasma membrane
Cellular component (GO): membrane
Molecular function (GO): antiporter activity; xenobiotic transmembrane transporter activity
Source: RefSeq, a predicted model, not a curated record
UUUAUCAAAUAUCAACAACCCAUCUACGUAUAAUAAACUAGACUCUAUAGUGAUAUUAGAAUUAGAUCAGUAUCGUAAACGUGUGCACCGCCGGAAACAAUGGAGACGCCGCUUCUCAACGGUGAAGUGAAGGAAGACUAUGCGCCGGUGAGAAGCUGGAAGGAAACAAAGUCAAUGUUCUGGACUGAGACUGUGAAGAUGUGGAAGAUUGCAGCUCCCAUAGCUUUUAAUAUUUUGUGUCAAUACGGGACGAACUCGAUUACUAGUAUAUUUGUUGGGCAUCUUGGGGAUAUUCAACUCUCUUCUGUAACCAUAUCGCUCUCUGUCAUUGGAACUUUCUCUUUUGGCUUCAUGCUUGGCAUGGGGAGUGCUCUGGAGACGCUGUGUGGUCAAGCUUUUGGUGCUGGGCAAGUUCACAUGCUUGGUGUUUAUAUGCAGCGCUCUUGGAUAGUCUUAUGGGUGAGCUGUAUCAUUCUCUUGCCCGUCUACAUAUUCGCCACUCCAAUCCUAAAACUUCUUGGGCAAGAAGAUGAAAUAGCUGAUCUAGCAGGACAAUUCACUCUCUUAGUUAUUCCUCAAUUGUUUUCACUUGCCAUCAAUUUUCCUACUCAAAAGUUCCUUCAGGCUCAAAGCAGGGUUAGCGUCAUUGCUUGGAUUGGGUUUGUAGCUCUGACAAUUCACAUUGUACUGCUUUAUCUUUUCGUUUAUGUAUUCGAUUGGGGCACAACUGGUGCGGCUAUAGCAUUUGAUAUCACAGCUUGGGAAAUAACCAUUGCACAAGUUAUAUAUGUGAUGGGUUGGUGCAAAGAGGGGUGGCAUGGCUUCUCUUGGUCAGCAUUUAAUGACAUUUGGGCGUUUGUUCGGCUUUCAAUUGCCUCAGCUGUGAUGAGUUGCCUAGAGAUUUGGUAUAUGAUGAGCAUUAUCAUUCUCACUGGCCACCUUGAUAAUGCUGUAAUUGCAGUCGGUUCCCUUUCUAUAUGCAUGAACUUGAACGGGUGGGAAGCUAUGUUAUUCAUUGGAAUAAAUGCUGCAAUAAGCGUCCGCGUCUCUAAUGAGCUUGGAUUGGGACGUCCUAGAGCAGCCAAAUACUCAGUCUAUGUGACAGUAUUUCAAUCUCUUCUCAUAGGAUUUUUUUUCAUGGUAGUUAUAUUGAUAACUAAGGACUAUUUUGCUGUCUUUUUCACAAGCAGCAAGGAUCUGCAAAUUGCCGUGGCUAAACUAGCAUUCCUCCUUGGUAUCACCAUGGUCCUUAACAGUGUCCAACCAGUAAUAUCAGGUGUUGCUAUUGGUGGUGGAUGGCAAGCAUUGGUGGCUUACAUCAAUUUAGGUUCGUACUACGUAUUUGGACUCCCUCUCGGUUACCUCCUUGGUUAUGAAGCAAAAUUGGGCGUGAAGGGACUUUGGUCGGGCAUGAUAUGUGGAACUGCAUUGCAAACAUUGCUGCUCCUGAUUGUACUUUACAGAACCAACUGGAGCAAGGAGGUCGAACAGACAACAGCGCGCAUGCGGAAGUGGGGCGGUCAAGCCAUUGAUUCAGGGAAUAAUGAAGAUAGCAUCUGAAACACUGCAUGUCUCUAUCCUUAUAGAGUAUGGCUUCUGUUUACCUUCCCAUAAAAGUGUUUGUAUCAGAAAGAAUGCAAAAUUUUUGUAGUAAGAUGAUGCAGUAUUUUAUUUAAUUGACCCAGUAUCUCAAGCUGAA